AUGCCAUCCCCAAACACGGUUGCAUCUUCAAUCUUGGCUACCUUGAAACAGCUCUUCAAGUCUGACAAUGUCACUGGCUUUGCUAGCGCGGAGCUCUGGGUGUUGGUGACCACGGCGGGCCUGGUGUUGAGGUUCCUGCUGGACUGCUUCGGGCCGUGGCCCACAGACAGGAGCAUGGCGGGCUUCGUCCAAGUCAUUGACAUACUGAACUACUCCACAAUGCAGUACACCUUGGGGCUGAUGCAGCUCUCGGCGAAGAAGGUGAACGACUACUUUCAGGUCUGGGCAGUGCUGCUGGUAACCCUGCAGUACAGCGUCAAGACUGGACGCCUGUAUCGGAGGUCCAAGCAGCAGCCAGUGCUCGACCUCAUGUCGUCCUUCUGGGCAGCCAGUCUCCUCCGAGUGCAGACCUUCUUCCUCCUCAAGAUACUUCUCUGGCUCAUCUGGACCCUCAAUGCGGUUCGCAUAAUUUCGUACUUUGUCUCAUCCGACAUGGCUGCGACCAUCAACCAAGAGAACACAAGGCUGGUUAGUGACUAUAUGCGAUACGAGCACUCACUGGGUCCUUCGGGUGAUAAGGCCGAGUCUGACAAUGGGAUCAGGAUGCAGUCGUACAAGUACUUGGUCAGUGGGGAAGAUCUGGUGCUGCAUGACAUCCAACGGGAGAGGAAAACUGCAUCAGCACAAUACCGGAUUCGGUUGGAUCCGGAUAAUAAGAAGCUUGUCACCAUGGAGAAGUUAUGGAAUGUUGAUGCUGGCAGUAGUGGGUUGCUGGGUGCUUCCAAAGACACUGGCAACCGAUUGAAGGAUGUCUGCCUCUCAUUCGCGUUGUACAAGCUGCUGCGUCGUCGGUUCUAUAAUCUCCCGAUACAUGAGGCUAGCCAAGAGAAGACGAGGCGGCUCGUCUUCGACUACAUCCUGCAGGAGAACACUGACAACUACGAGAGGGCAUUCCGCAUCACAGAAGUGGAAUUGUCCUUCCUCCAAGACUUGUUCUAUAGCAAACAUGCUGCCAUGUUUGCGGCCGGAUUUCCAGUCUUUGGUAUGCUGAUAUCUUUGUUUCUUGUUGCGGCUACCGGCUACCUUGCAUACCCUGUCCACUAUAUACCAGAGAGGAUGGAUCAAGCCGACAAAAAUAGCAUCACUCAUGGAGUGAUUGUCAGUUACAUCAUAAUUGGCCUUAUCUUCGCCAAGGAGCUGUCGGAGGUCUAUCUAUAUGUAUUCUCCAAGUGGACCAAGGUUCUGAUGAUCUGCAUGUACGUCAAGCAUCGGUUCUUGAGGACUCUGGUGGUGGAGGCUGCAAUGAGGAUGGUUUUCUCGUUCAUCGGGGGUAAAUGGAAUCAAAGGAUCUCUCAGUGUAACCUUCUGAUUUCUUAUUCGUGCAAUAAGAAGAAAUUAACCAGAAGCAUCAAGUUGGAGUCAGAAGUAAAGACGAUGAUAUUUCAGUUGUUUAAGGGCCUGCAGGAGGAUCCAGAGAGGUUGGAAUCCUACUUAUUACAUGCCUUUCCACCAAAGGAAUCACCUAUGAAGAACCUAGAAGAGGUAGUUGAUCUGGAGGCUGAUACCCACAGGAUACUGGUCUGGCAGAUCGCAACAUGCUUAUGCGAGAUACACAUCUCUGCUGAAGUGAAAAAAGUGGAGGCUGUAGGGCGUCAACAUAGUGGGCUCUUGGCCAGAAAAUCAACAACUCCAAAAGAUGUGUGGCCGCAUUACUUAACUGCUAUCAGAUUAUCCAAUUACUGUGCAUACCUGCUUACCAGAGCAUUGGUGCCGGACAAUGGUAUUGUUGUUACAAAGGUAUUGGCCGCGGUACGUAAGGAAACCUAUCGUGCUACUGAUCGUUCUGCAUCCCAGUCAUUGCAAGAUGUGUACAACAAACUUAUGCAUAUUGCCACGAAGACCUCUGAAGAGUCGGGGGAGAAGGUGGCCAAUGGAAUGGGUUAUUUGGGGGGACAAUUAGCCCCUGGCAGUUCGGUGUUCAUUGAUGAAGCAUUCUGGGCCAGUACAGCCAAUGAUGAGGAAGAUCCUAACAGAACGGGAGCUGAUGCCACUAACAGUUCCAUACCAGCUACCAACAGAGAAGAUAGUUUCGCCGGUGAUGACGACAUCGAUAAUUCAAUAACCCAAAUGGGUGCAAAGCUUGGGAAGAAGUUGAUAGAGGCUUACGGAGAAGACACAUUAGGCCUAUGGAGGGAUCUAGCAGUGUUCUGGACAGGUUUCCUCCUCCACUUGGCAGCAUCAACCAGAGCAGCCAAGCAUAAGACACGACUGGCUGGAAAGGCGGAGCUUAUAACACACCUGUGGGUUUUGCUGUCUCACGCUGGGUUUCUCGGAAAUACCAGGCACGGGCAAACACUGUUAGAUCCACAUGACCUUGAUCAUACCGACCCGCUCAGGUGA
Molecule: messenger RNA, 2400 nt
Organism: Triticum turgidum subsp. durum (durum wheat)
Lineage: Eukaryota; Viridiplantae; Streptophyta; Magnoliopsida; Poales; Poaceae
Source: the annotation of a GenBank genome assembly